AUGGAUACAACGGAGCUAAAACGUGUGUUCCAAAUGUUCGACAAGGACGGAGACGGUCGAAUCACGAAGAAAGAGCUAAACGAGUCAUUGAAAAACCUCGGCAUCAUAAUACCAGAAAACGAGCUAUCGCUGAUGAUCGAGAAGAUCGAUGUGAACGGCGAUGGUUGUGUUGACAUUGAAGAGUUUGGAGAGCUUUACAAGACGAUAAUGGUAGAAGACGAGGACGAGGUAGGAGAAGAGGAUAUGAAGGAAGCGUUCAACGUUUUCGAUAGGAAUGGAGAUGGGUUUAUCUCGGUGGAAGAAUUGAAAGCGGUUUUGUCUUCCUUGGGACUCAAGCAAGGUAAGAUCUUGGAGGAUUGUAGGAAGAUGAUAAUUCAAGUGGAUGUUGAUGGUGAUGGUAGAGUUAAUUUCAAGGAGUUUAGACAAAUGAUGAAAAAGGGUCGGUUUUUUAGUUCUUUGAGCUGA
Messenger RNA from Microthlaspi erraticum, 465 nucleotides. NCBI's taxonomy places the organism in Eukaryota, Viridiplantae, Streptophyta, Magnoliopsida, Brassicales, Brassicaceae. The record is from the annotation of a GenBank genome assembly.